AUGGGCUCGGUGCCGGAGGAGCUCAGCCUCGUCCCCCUGCACCGGCGGCCGGAGCUGCUGGAGGCCUGCGCCGAGCUGCUGGCCGAGGAGUGGGGCAAGAGCCGGGCGCUGCGGCUCCACGCGCUGCGCCGCUCCUCGGACGCCUUCCCCACCUGCCUGGUGCUGCUGCGGACCCCGGGCCCCGCCGAGCCCCCCGCCGCGCCGGGAGGUCCCUGCCGGCUGGUGGGGCACGUCCGGCUGUCCCGGGUGGCCGGCCAGCCCCACGGCCUCUUUGUGGAGAGCGUGGUGGUGGCCCGGGCGCUGCGGGGCGCCGGCUACGGGCGGCAGCUGAUGGAGGCCGCCGAGCGUUACGCCCGCGCCCGCGGCUUCCGCCGCCUGCACCUCAGCACCCACGACAAGCAGCACUUCUACGCCCGCCUGGGCUUUGCCCUGGCCGAGCCGGUGCAGAGCGUGCCCUUCCUCAGCCCCGCCAUGCCCGCCGAGGUGCUGCGGGCGUUCGCCGCCCCUGCCAGCCCCGCCGCAGCCGCCCCGGGGGGGCCCCCUGCCCCCCGGCCCCCUCUGCCCCCUCCUGCUGCGCCCCCACCGCCCCCUCUGCCACCCCUGGCCCGGGCAGGGGGAGGCCAGGCCGAGAGCUGUGGGCAGAGCCUCCUGGAGACCCCGCACCGCGACGCCAGGGGGCUGCCUGUCUUUUGGAUGAAGAAGGACAUCUGA
Cygnus atratus (black swan) is the source of this 711-nucleotide messenger RNA. It is a transcript of the gene NAA80, whose product is annotated as N-alpha-acetyltransferase 80, NatH catalytic subunit. NCBI's taxonomy places the organism in Eukaryota, Metazoa, Chordata, Aves, Anseriformes, Anatidae. The record is from RefSeq and is a predicted model, not a curated record. Gene Ontology annotation, molecular function: acetyl-CoA binding; N-acetyltransferase activity. Gene Ontology annotation, biological process: protein acetylation. Bases 1 to 711 code for a protein of 236 amino acids. The transcript has a single exon. Gene Ontology annotation, cellular component: cytoplasm.